AUUGUAUUUUAAGUUGAAAACCGCCAACGGUUGCUUAACACGGAGCGUGCAGAGAUGGGGGCGGGGGUAUUGUUAAGGUUAUUCAAUAGUGUUGUCAAGUGCAGCUCCACCUGUGCAGUUCAUUAACGCUGCAAGUCAUAGAGGGCGUGGUUGAGUGGAGUGCUGUCAUUCGCCGGUAACUGGCUCGGAGGGCGGUGAUGGACGGCUUAACGUUCCGCCUUGUCGGCGACAAUUGGGCGAUUUCUAGCAUCAUGUGGCGGGGUGGUGUCUCCCUACUGGACGGUGCGGCGCAUCAAUCGGUGGCGUCAUGGCUGGCUGCUCCGCCCCCUAGUAAAGCGCGGUGACGAGGAGAAGGUGAUGAUAACGACGGGCGCUGGCGGCAAAGGACGUUCGGCACGGCAGGCGCCAUUGCUGUCCGCUCAACAACAUCGGACUGCCCUCGCCACUGGGUCCUCCAAACGGGCAUGGAUAGCGUCGUUGUGUAGCCGAGGGGUCUUCACGCAAAAGAAUUAUCUUGUGGGGGUCGGCGGAGACCGAAGUGCCUGCGUGUUUAUGAGCCGGGGAGCCGAAGGCGAGCGCGGCACGUCUGUUUUUUUUCGACUCUGCUGCUCGCAGUGUGAAGCUCGGAGGGCGGAGCCUGGCCGCGCGCCGUGUCACGUGGGGCAACUUUGUGGCAGCAGUAGGGCUGGUGAGGUAACACUGCAUGGCUGCAAUGGCUCCUGCUCUGACAGAAACGGCUACAGAAGGACAUGGAUUCCAGCUUUCUUCAUCAUCUUUACCAUCCAGUUCCAUGGAACCUGACACAUUCAUGCACAAAGAUGAUGCUAGUGUAGAACAGAAGCUCAAUGGUAACAUUGACACGCAGGCUGCUUGGUGUCAUUUGGCAUAUCCCUGUGUGGCACCCGGGCACGGCCAUGAUGCAACUGAAUUGAAGAAUGUUCCUUAUGGAUCUACAAUAGUGCACUCCUCAACCCCUCAUAAUACAGCCUUGUUAACCGGUGCUAAUUCUCUAUUGGACAGACUGUCCUUAAACUUAAAUCUUUCUAGUAAGAAGUUGUUCAACAAAGACUCAACGAACAUCAUUACCAAAAAUAACUCAUCUUGUGACAGAAUUAAGCAAGCAUCUGGUUUUAAUACUGGCAAAACAUAUGCUGUACCUGAAGCUAAGCUAAGUAGUAAUAAAAAUGGCAUGACAGGGUUGAGCUGCCAGAAAAUCAGCCCUUUGAAGUGUAAGAGAACUUUAACUGAUGUCGGGGAGAUGAAUAAAACUUGUGUCUCUGCUUCACUAAACUUCACUGGUCAAAAUGACAUAACUUCAAAUCAAAAGGCAGAGUUGAAACCAGCCAAACGAAAUUCUGUAUCAGCAGCGAAUGCUGUUCAUGCUGAAAAGUUACUGAGUUGUUCCAGGCAGUCAUUGCAAGAAGAAAACCAACUCAUUAGUUUCACAAGUGUAUGGAAAACUGAAAGAAAUGCUCAGCUGCUUGAGUGCCUUGACAGGCAGCAAAAACUAGCUAAAAAGGCCAGCAGACUCAAAAAAUGUUUGCAGAUAAUACAAGCAAAACACAUUACACACCAUAUUAAACAGAGAAUGCAGCAGUUGAUAGAAUCAGAUUCCCAAAGGCAGGAGCCACGUGGCACAUUAGAUGGUUCAAUACCCAAACUUGCCUAUUUGGAUGGAAUAAAGUGUGAUGACAGUGUGCAGACUGGAUUAGAUCCAAAACCUGUCAUUUCUGAACUUUGCAAGUAUACACGUUUUUCUAAAGCACUGCUUUCACACAUAGAAGAAAAUGUGGAUUCAGAUGUAACGUGUAGUAGCACAGAUGAGGAUUCAGAUGUGGAAGAUACUUCAUCAAGGAGGAAUAUCUCUGUCAAGCACAGAGCAGAAUGGGGAUGGGCUGUUGAUCGUGCCAAAAUUGCAAGUCGAUGGACAUGGCUUCAAGCACAGAUAUCAGAGCUGGAGUACAGAAUACGACACAUGAACGAAAUCUACAGGCACAUACGCUCUACCAAGGGAAUGGUAGUCCUGGAUGAUUCUCAGCCUUCCAAAGGCCUUCUCAAACAGCAGAUGCAGUUGACGGAAGCAGCUGUUCCAUUAGUCGCAGCAGAUAAUAAAACUCCUGCAGAGAUAACGUAUUCAGCCCUGGAUUCCAAUCUGGAAAUGUCACCAAGCAGCCCUUCACUUCUUCUAAAGAAUAUAGAUAAGCAGAGUGCACAGCUAACAGAAUCAGUCAACAGUUUGAUUCCUCCACUCAAUUUAUCUCCUGCUUCUUCUCCUGUAUCCUGUAAGGCAUGCAGCCGUCUUGAGGCCCCCGUCUGCAGCAUUUUAGGUGAUGGUAAACCUAAUUCUUCAAAGAGUCCCAGUUCUGAGGAAAUUCUGUUCAAGAAAAGGCAGCUAAGGAAGACUGAGCAACAACUUUCUCCACAUGACACAUCAGCAAGAGUUAGGCCUCUCCGAGCGCACAAUAAACGGAGACUUUUCUUUUCUGUUUCUAACGUGAGUAGAAAGGAUCCAGCUGAUGCUCUGCACUGCCAACAUACCUUGCCAGUAGGCUGCAAAAUAUGUAAUGUGGUGGGCCCAAGGACACUAACACGAGAAGAUCAAGUGGCUCUACUGGACCCAUGCUUUCACCCAGUAUUGUCACUAAAUUAUGAUGUCCCUCUAAAUGUCCACUUUCAAGCCUUAUUGAAAGAGGAGGAAUGGAACCAAGGACUCUUUUCCCCAAUAAUGAAUGCUUCCUUAACAAAUAGUGCGCUGUAUAAAAGACAUCCACGUGAGAGCAAUUUGGAUUCAGUGGGUUGCAAUGUUAAUAAAGACCACAGUGUAAAGGUACUGGGACAACACUGGAACCAGUCAUCUUGUACCUCUGAGCUACACACUCCAACAGAAGCAUCACAGAAGCCCUUCAGAGAGUUAAGGAAAAGAAGGCAUUCAAAUGAAAAAACUGCCGUUGUAAAUAAAAGACACUGCAUUCUGCUGAACUGUGGUGAUUCUCCUUCUGGAUCUUCAGUGAAAAUAUUACAGAUGCCAGGCCUUGGUCAACGAACUCAAUGUUCCAAUUCAACAGACAGCUGGGUGGCCAAAUCAACUCCAUUGCAAAGAGCACUUUCGCAGACAAAAGAUAUUCCUUUACGGCAGAGGCAGCAGAGUGAAUGUUGUUAUGAUAUUGAUAAUAUUGUGGUGCCCAUGUCAUUAGUUGCCACUUCCAAGAUUGAGAAGCUCCAAUAUAAAGAAAUAAUUACACCAAGCUGGCGAAUUAUGACCUUCCAACCAAUAAUGGAAUUACACUUGCAAGAGAAUGAGUUAGAGGACACUUCAGAUGAAGCAUUUGCUUUACGACAUAAAAAGCACGAACUAAAGGAGCAAGCGAGGUGGCUGUUGUGGGAACAAAGCAGAUGUCAUCGAAGGGGCAACAGGUUAUCAUCAUUCACAAAGAAUAAUGAGGAGCAUCUGAAUCCUCAUCUUUCACCUUCAGAAACUGAAAAACCUCACAGUUCCAUUAAUUGCUUUUCUGAACUGGCACAAAAUGAAGAGAUUCAGGAGUUACUCGUGGAGAGGGAACCUAGUAUAAAGGUUGUUCUACCAUGGAAUUCUCGUACAUUCCCUCUGUGUGAGGAAGAAAUGAAACACUUAAACCAUUCAGAGGAAGGGUCUGCAGUUGAGAAAGGUGCUUCAAGACCUCUCACCAGAUUAUACUCAGCAGUCAGUGAAAAUGGCCAGGCAGCUUCAGAGCAAGUGCCAUCUUCUGGAGAAGAACAGUGUAAACUCUCAGCCUGGGGACAGAACAUUGCAAAGCAGUAGUGCCAAUGAAUCUGGGGUUGUUUAGAAACAAGCUUAAAGAAUUAUCAUCAGGUGACUUUACAAUAAUUUUACAUUUUCUUUUUGAAUAUCUUCAUAGUUCUAGCCAAAUCUUCGUCAGUAUUGUGAUGCAGGUUGCCUGAGAAGUUGUAGCAGGAAUAAAGAAAACCUCAGAAUCAAUACCAAAGUCAAGAUCCUGAUCUUUAUCUCUUCUGGGGAUGAAAGUGUUCAUUUGAAGCCAUUCACUUCAAUAAACCAUCCUAUGGUAUUGACUGACACCUCAAAAUCUUUAAGCAAACUGCACAAAGAAGAUCAACAGUUGCAGGAGUAUCGCAACAAAGCCCUGGAAAUUUGCACUUGGGGAAUGAACAUAGACUGCGUUAACAGACUGCACCCUGAUUUUGCAACAUUGCUCAAUCCAUGAGACAUUCUAUAUCCCAAGAUCAUUUGACCAACAGCUGGCUGAGGUCUUAAUAAUUUGAUCAUAUGAUGUUAAGAAUUGUUCUAAAAUUGCUCAUUUUCUUUUUCACACCCAAUUGCCUUUAUAAAAAGUAAAAUUAUUUUAGUAAAAUGCUUCUCUUAUUGGCCUGACUUGUGCACAAGAGAUUUAGAUCCUCAGCAGCUGUGCUGCAAAUGUGAAAGGCGGUGGGGGGGGGGGUGUGUGUGACUAUGGUCAAAUAAACAAUACCUUGAGCACAACAGGUAGGCCCUGAUGUUCAAGGUCAGAUCCAGUCAGCGGUUGAAACCUUAACAACAACUACUGUGUACUUGAAGCACAUUUUAUGUUUACUACUUUACUAUAAAAAAUCCAUUUGUAAGUUAGUUUGGAGUUAUAUUCCUCGUUACAGAUUGAAACUAUUGUUGUGCCACUUCAUUAUUGGAAAUGUUACUAUGUACCAUGAGCUUUCAUUCAUGGCUAACAUACAAAGCAGAAAUUAUUUUCUGUGGCUGGGACUAUUGUUUCAAACUGAACCAGCCUUCAUACACUGCAUAUUAUUUAUGUCCACAAUACACUCUGCAAAAAAGAACAAUUUAGGGGUGUCUGUUAUUUCUACAACAUUUUUUUUUAAUAGUGGGCACCUUUCUUGAGCAGACCAGAGAGGAAAUCAAUCACAGAUUCCUACUUUCCAACCACCUGAUGACAGUAGCAUUCAGCUAGGAACAUGCUUAAAUAGAAGUAAGCAAUUCAGGUUGUAACUGGUCUGUACUGCAACCCAUACCCCUUGUCCUGCCCCCACUUCACUAAGCACUUAAUGACAGGUUUAAUUUGGAUUGAUUUUAUUGCAGGAAAAAAUCAAGCUUGUCAUUCGAAGAAUACAAAUUGAUUAAAUGAAUCAAUUUAGAAACUAAAUUAUUAAGAAACAAUUUUGUAAAUUAGAAACAUCUAAUUGAGCAUUCAUUUUCACUUCACCCAUGGGGCUCAAUUUAAAAACUCCACUUUCAGUACUACAACUUUAGCAUUUCUGAACUUCAUGGGCGUAUAAACAAAAAAACUAUUUGUCAGCCUUCUUGUCACUGUUGAUAGCAGUUCAACUGGUAUAACUGUGAAUGUAUCCCUAAGAAACAUUCUUUUUGUUCAGUUACUUUAUAAGGAAGCAACAUGGUUGAAUGCUGAUUCAUGCCAAAUUAACAAAUAAAAUUUCCAUGAGCCAAGGAGGUAACAAAUAUGAAGCCCCAGCAUCACACAGCAGGCUUCUGCAUUCUGCCAUGAAUGUUUUCUUUAAACCUUGCC
Messenger RNA from Hypanus sabinus (Atlantic stingray), 5528 nucleotides. RefSeq names its product KAT8 regulatory NSL complex subunit 1-like (gene kansl1l). The record is from RefSeq and is a predicted model, not a curated record. The coding region runs from base 704 to 3799 and encodes 1031 amino acids. The transcript is spliced from 16 exons. NCBI's taxonomy places the organism in Eukaryota, Metazoa, Chordata, Chondrichthyes, Myliobatiformes, Dasyatidae. Gene Ontology annotation, molecular function: histone acetyltransferase binding. Gene Ontology annotation, cellular component: NSL complex.